GCCGCCCGGGCUGGGCGCGACCCCGGCCAGCAGCGGCACGGAGAGCGGGCGGAGGCGCGGGCCAUGCUGAGGCUGGCGCCAGCCGGGGCCCGAACCAUCGUGGACAUGUCGUACGCUCGCCACUUCCUGGACUUUCAGGGAUCCGCCAUUCCCCAAGCCAUGCAGAAGCUGGUCGUGACCCAGCUGAGCCCCAACUUCCGCGAGGCCGUCACCCUGCGCCGGGAUUGCCCGGUGCCGCUCCCCGGGGACGGAGACAUCCUCGUCCGGAACCGAUUUGUUGGUGUUAAUGCCUCUGACAUCAACUAUGCAGCUGGCCGCUAUGACCCUUCAGUUAAGACCCCCUUUGACAUAGGUUUUGAAGGUGUGGGUGAGGUGGUAGCCCUGGGCCUGUCUGCCAGUGCCAGAUACUCAGUUGGCCAAGCUGUAGCUUACAUGGCACCUGGCUCUUUUGCUGAGUACACAGUUGUGCCUGCCAACAUUGCAACCCCCGUGCCCUCUGUGAAACCUGAGUAUCUCUCCCUGCUGGUAAGUGGCACCACCGCCUACAUCAGCCUGAAAGAGCUCGGAGAACUGUCUGAAGGGAAAAAAGUUUUGGUGACAGCAGCAGCUGGGGGGACAGGCCAGUUUGCCGUGCAGCUUUCAAAGAAGGCCAAGUGCCAUGUAAUUGGAACCUGUUCUUCUGAUGAAAAGUCUGCUUUCCUGAAAUCUAUUGGCUGUGAUCGUCCUAUCAACUAUAAAACUGAGCCCAUGGGUACCGUCCUUAAGAAGGAGUACCCCAAAGGCGUCGACGUGGUCUAUGAGUCCGUUGGGGGAACCAUGUUUGACUUGGCUGUAGACGCCUUGGCUGCCAAAGGGCGUCUGAUAGUCAUUGGGUUUAUCUCUGGCUACCAAACUCCAACUGGCCUUUCGCCUGUGAAAGCAGGAACAUUGCCAGCCAAGCUGCUGAGGAAAUCUGCCAGCAUCCAGGGCUUCUUCCUGAACCAUUACUUGACUGAGUACCAAGCAGCCAUGGACCACUUGCUCAAGAUGUGGGAAAGUGGAGACCUGGUUUGUGCGGUGGACCUUGGAGAUCUGUCUCCAGAAGGCAGGUUCAUUGGCCUGGAGUCCGUAUUCCGUGCUGUCAGUUAUAUGUACAUGGGAAAAAACACUGGAAAAAUUGUAGUUGAAUUACCUCACUCUGUCAACAGUAAGCUGUAAAAACAGAAUAAUGACAUAAAUCAAAGAAAAGAAAAUGGGCACUUUAUGCCUCAGAAUUACUCAAAUCAAUUUAUUUUUAGUUGGUAAUGGAUAUAUUUCUUUAAACAAAAGUAAGGUGUUAAUGAAGGUUUCACUCUCCGUCUAUCUUUUUGUUCCUCCCUUGGGAAAAAAAAUGUGCUAAUAAAACUUCUCUCGAUGGCUAAGAGGUAAAAUGUUUACAUUCAGUUCUUUAGUCGUGGACAAUCUCAUUCCGGAUUUUAUUGUUCCAGGGAACUAAAUGAAUUCCUGAUGCAAGAUCUGAUCAAAUCAGUAUGUCUUCAGCUUGAUUUUCAAAUCAGUCUUGGAAGUAGUUUGCAAAUUCUUCUUUGUUGGGAGAAUUUGGUCACAUGCUAAUCAGCCAUCCCUAGGUGAGAGAUGUAGAGAAAGUCAGCCAGACACACGUGUUCUGAGUCCAUGUCCUCAGGAAAUGGCCCUUGUUUUUUCUAUAAGUCAUUAAAUAUCUAAAUAGAAAUUUGUGGUAAUCCCCCCCUAAAAAUUUUGAUUUUGUUAUUAGAAAAAUGAUUUAGUGAACCCAGAUGUAUUUUAAAGAAGUGUCUAUUAUUUAAUGGCUUUUAUCUACCAUCAUCCUGGUGAGGAACAUGUGAAUGGAAAAUCUCUUCCCUCUUAAGAAACAAAUUAGUAUUGAAAACUUAUGUAGACAGAAAGCAGGUUAGGGGAACUGCAGAGGGGGACUCUAUAAAAUUAACAGAACGUUUCCCAGGAAAGGGGAAGGAGUGUGCUGCACUCCGAGUGAGGGUUCAGGUAACAAAACACAGGUCACAGAAGGGAAAGCACUCUGGGCACACCCACCGCCAGGGGUGAAUGCCGUCAGUGUGCCUGGCACGGGAUCGUAUCGGAUAGCUCUGGGCACCAUAGGGACCCAAGUGACCUAAAAUAACGAUACAUAUGCUUCUCCUUAGAGGCUUUCAGGCGUGGAAAGACAGAAUUCUGUGUCCCCAUUUCACAUCUCCAAAUAUUCUGGGGGAACGAGAUGCUGGUUGUCACUGUCGCCUGAUGUGAACACACAGCUCCCGCCCACGCGUGCAAAGCAGUGAGCCCUGUGCCUCCCCCCCGAAGCUCGUCCCUGGCCAACUUGCUUGCCUCCGCACCUCCCGUGCCCCAGCACUGCUGCUGCUCUCCUCCUUACACUGAAAUCCCACAUGCCUUUCUAAUUGAAGGUGAAGCCCACCAGGUUAUUUUCCAGAGGCUUGGGUUUCAGUGUAUCUAACAUGCUCAAUUAAUAGGAACGCAAUUAAAGGUGCUCCAGGAAAGUUGGGGACCAUAUUUAAUUUUUCUUUCCUUCCAUCCAAGGAACAAGGAAACCCUCCCGCCGAAUGGCUGUUAGUAUCUAUUUUACAAGAUUUACUCAUUUUCAGGUACCUAAUGUAGCUGCUAGCAUGCAUGCACAACAAUACAAUUUAUAUGGUAAAUGGAACCAAAUAAUGGCUUCACUGAAUGUUAUGGCUGCACUGAAGGGAAAUGUCACGGUAAAUAGCUGCCAAAUUAUGGAUCAUGCCGAAGUGUCACAACUGCACUAAAGACAAAUAGCACUAGAGGCUAUUGCCACUGUGACGUGUUUGAGUUAUGAAGAAGGGUAGCAGCCCGAUGUGGAGCGCUCUGUGUCCUCAUUAUAGCAAAGGGUUACUGGUACAGGGGACAAGGAAAGCUCGUCCAAUGUGGUGCUUAGUUAUUAAUCUGUCCCUUUCAGACCUAACAGCUGUAGCAAAACGGAAAGAGACUUUCCCUCGCUUUAGACACACAAACAAACAAAGGGUUUUACAAAUGUAACUGUGCACAGGAAGUGACUGGGAAUGGGAAAAUGUUGUAAUAAAAUUAAUCAAAGAAUAUUAUUAAAUUUAACAUAGUCUAUGUC
Otolemur garnettii (small-eared galago) is the source of this 3109-nucleotide messenger RNA. It is a transcript of the gene PTGR3, whose product is annotated as zinc binding alcohol dehydrogenase domain containing 2. The record is from RefSeq and is a predicted model, not a curated record. The transcript is spliced from 2 exons. Gene Ontology annotation, cellular component: mitochondrion. Gene Ontology annotation, molecular function: oxidoreductase activity; zinc ion binding. Bases 64 to 1197 code for a protein of 377 amino acids. Lineage: Eukaryota; Metazoa; Chordata; Mammalia; Primates; Galagidae.